Cynoglossus semilaevis (tongue sole) is the source of this 3192-nucleotide messenger RNA. Its product is annotated as G-protein coupled receptor 26. The record is from RefSeq and is a predicted model, not a curated record. Bases 5 to 1015 code for a protein of 336 amino acids. Gene Ontology annotation, cellular component: membrane. Gene Ontology annotation, molecular function: G protein-coupled receptor activity. Lineage: Eukaryota; Metazoa; Chordata; Actinopteri; Pleuronectiformes; Cynoglossidae. Gene Ontology annotation, biological process: adenylate cyclase-activating G protein-coupled receptor signaling pathway. The transcript is spliced from 3 exons.
CAGGAUGGACACUGUGGAGGUCAUUCUCUCUGUGUUGGUGGUUGUGAUUAUUAUAGUGUCGUUGUUGUCCAACGUCCUGGUGCUCAUCUGCUUCCUGUACAACCCGGAGAUCCGCAAGCAGGUGCCCGGUCUCUUCAACCUGAACCUCACAUUCUGCAACUUGUUGCUGACCGUGUCCAACAUGCCGCUCACUCUGGUGGGACUCGUCAGCAAGGCUCAGCCGGGAGGGGACGGCUUCUGCCAGUUGGUGGGAUUCCUGGAGACCUUCCUGUCCACCAACUCCAUGCUGAGCAUGGCUGCGCUCAGCAUCGACAGGUGGAUCGCGGUGGUGUUCCCGCUGAGGUAUCACUCCAAAAUGCGCCACAAGGACGCAGCGUUCGUCCUGGGCUACACGUGGGCGCACUCCAUGUCCUUCUCCACCGUGGCCACCUGCCUCUCCUGGGUGGGAUACCACCGGCUUUACGCCUCCUGCACCCUGUCCAACCCCAGGGCCAGCAGUCGGACCCAGUUUGUGGUGUUCACCGUCUUUUUCCACUCCUUCACCUUCCUGCUGUCUUUUAUAGUGUUGUGUGUCACAUACCUCAAAGUGCUUAAAGUGGCCAGGUUUCACUGUAAGAGGAUCGAUGUUAUAACAAUGCAAACUCUGGUGCUGCUGGUGGACAUACACCCAAGUGUUCGACAGCGUUGCUUAGAGGAGCAGAAAAGGCGGCGUCAGAGAGCGACCAGGAAGAUCAGCACCUUCAUUGGCACUUUCAUGAUCUGCUUCGCUCCAUACGUGAUCACAAGGAUCGUGGAGUUAUUUCCAGCAGUGCCUAUCAAUUCCCACUGGGGCAUCGUCUCCAAGUGCUUAGCUUACAGCAAGGCAGCCUGUGACCCGUUUGUGUACUCCCUGCUGCGACAUCAGUACAAGAAGACGUGCACUGACAUCAUCAACAGGCUGAUGAAGCGUAGCUCUUUGAACACGUCCAGGCGCGGGCAGGAGAACCAAGGCAUGAGUCUACCAACAGUGGAGUGACACGAAGCGGACUAGUGGCAUACGGUUCACGAGGGUUGGCUGGGAUUUGGUCAACUGUAGCCAAUGUACUGAUAGUGAAAAAAAGUCCCUGUGCCCUCAUGGUUAAGUGAAUAUUGUGUCAUGUGCCAAAAUGAAGAGGAAAAAAAUGUCCCGAACAGGAAGUGCUGUACUGACUUUUCAGAGGAGUUUGGGGACAUUGAAUGCAGACAUUUUUAUAGACAUGCUCACCCCAGAACAACGGCUAUUUUACAUUUGAAACAAGUACAGCGGCUUUCAGCCGUCUUUCAGUACACACAUUGUUUUGGCACGGCUGUAGUACAGUGUAUUUAGAUUAUCUUCAAGAGGAAAUCGACCCCAAUGGGUCUGUAUUUAUAUCAGUCUGUGCAAUGUGUUUGAAAGUGACAAGUAUCGUGUAUCAUGUUGUACGUAACACUGAGAAGUAGCCAAACCAAAAUGUAUGUGUACAUUGUACAGAAGAGCUGCACAGCCUGAUAACUCACAGUUUGAGUCAUCCCUGGUCUAAAGUUUUUAACACAUCACUUUGUAUUACAAGAAAAAAAAAACCAUAACAAAUCUGGUAUUUUAUGCUUGAAGGAUUUACUCACCUGACAAGGAGGAGGUCUGAAGGGAAAUGUUUGGCCUUCAAAAGGAGCUGCCACUGUUGUCAUGACUGAAGUGUGCCCCUCAGGUUGUUUAGUGAAGUGGAGCAUGACCAACUGUACUUGUUAUUCACAGAGGGGAGUAAUCUGUAGAGACUGCAUCACGCCAGCCUCUACAUUCAGGCAAAGAGAGCAGCCAAGGAGUGUUAGCCUGCGUUAUGUUACUAUUUCUCUGUUAGCAGUAUGCUCAUGUAGUCGAAUGCCAUCUUGGCGAAUAUCUGAGGCGUUGGGCCUCAUCAAUAAUUCCGACAUUAGCUGAGGCUGCAGGCAGCAUUGACUGAACCAGAGUACGUGACCGUCAUUCAGGUUCUCUCAGAAAACUCUAAAGUGGAGUUCUGUUUAGGGUUCUAAAAGCUUCGAUGUGUAUAAAAGUGCAACAUGUACUACUUACUUUGUCCACUAUGUGUUGCCGUGACAAUGAGCCUCCGAGGAUAAAUGUUACGGUGAUAUCCGAAGACUCUCGAAACUUUCAAAAACAAAUUUAAGAUUAUAUUUUUAAAAAGAAAUGUGGUUUCUUCAUUAAAUGAAAGUAUGUUUCAAAAAUGCCAAAACAAUUGGAACAUCUCUUAAAAUAUCAGUUUGUUUUGGCACCAAGAGAUACUUAUUACUUAAUAAGUAAUAACUGCUCAUUAGACGUGGAUGCUGAGCAUUUACUGUUUUCAGAGGCAUUCUCUUUAAAAAUCAGAAAUUGAAAGUUGCAGUGAUUUUGAAUUGUGGAAAAAAAUGCUAUGACUUUGAAGGGAAAAUAGAACUAAUUGUAAUUGGAGCCAGUUCUCUUUUUAAAUGUGUUUAUUUUGGAGCUAAUUAGAAAAAAAAUACCACAGAAGUGAAGCUUCUCAUUAGAAUCAUUUUCAGCUUUUUUAAAUUUUAGUUUUUUAUAUUGGAUGCCAUAGCAACUGGUCAGGGUCAAGGACUGCAAAGAUUUUUUUGCCAUUUUUUACACUACACACUACACACAAGUACAACUAUUUUUAUUUCUGUACUUGUCAAUACUGAACACUGUCAUGGAUAUUUUUUCAACUUUAUUGCCAACUACGUCUAUGUUUCUCUAAUUGUACAGAACAUAUUUGGCUGACUAAUUAGUUUGACCAGGUUAUAUUACAGUAUUAUUAAUAGGGUUAGUAAGAUUGACCUCUGCCCUCGGAUCGUGUAGUUUCUACCUCAAGAUGUGUGGCUUUUUUGAAAACAGUUCAACUACAGUAUUUGACUAAGGUGUUUGAAAAAAUUCAGUUCAGACCAAUGGAUGUUGUGAUGUUUUAUUGUCAACAUUUUCAUUUGUUAUUGAGUACUGCUUAUAUUAUAUUUAUUCAAGACAGGUUUCACUGUGUUUUAGUGCAGUUUACUAACUGUGGUGUUACCGUAUAGUUACGCUUUGGAUUAGAGUUGCUAGGAUGGCACGUAUGUCAGUUAAGGCCAACGCUAAUUCCAAAAAAGUCCAAUGGAGAAACUACAUUAAACCCGCCGUGCUCUCUUGCUUUAACCAAUUUCCUGUAAAAAUGUCAUUGACACAAAAACAAA